Closterium sp. Naga37s-1 is the source of this 474-nucleotide messenger RNA. The record is from the annotation of a GenBank genome assembly. NCBI's taxonomy places the organism in Eukaryota, Viridiplantae, Streptophyta, Zygnematophyceae, Desmidiales, Closteriaceae.
AUGCGUCUGACUGUCAGCAUGAGUCUCUGCGUGCUGGGUCCUCCUCCUCCUUCAAGGUUGGGUCUAGUCAAAGUUCCCUCUAAGCCAUUAAGCCUCAGCCCCCUCUCUACCACCCUCAGCCCCACUCACUCCCUCUCCACUGCCCUCAACCGCACUCAGACCUUCUCCACCCACCUCAACCUCUCUUACUCCCUCCCCCACUUGCACACCCUGCCCACUCACCAUCAACUUUCUUCUUGUUCCAAACUCCUCUCCUCCUUCUACCCCUCCCCCUCCCAUCCCUUCACCACCUCCUCCUCCUCCUACCCCUCCUCCUCCUCCCCUCCUCCGCCUCUCUCCCCCACCCCCUCCUCCUCCUAUCCGUCUCCUCUUUCCUCCUUCCCCUCGUUCCCCUCUUGCUCCUCUUGCCCCUCUACCCCUCCCCUCCUCUUCACUAGACAAGAUCCAUUCCUCCCCAUCAUUCGCAUUCACUAG